CGAGUCCGGCGCCGGGAUCCCGCUCAUCGACCUCAACAAGCUCAACGGGCCGGAGCGCCGCACGGUGGUGGAGGCCAUCGGCAGGGCUUGCGAGUCCGGCGGCUUCUUCAUGCGAAACAGGGGGAUGACCACUCCGGGGAGCAUGGCGAGGGCCACCGGCCUGACCAUCAUGCUGAUUUCUGCCAGCAUCGGAAUGAACUCCGGCGCCGGCGGCGUCGUAGGCUUAAUCCUCAGCUUCAUGGGCAUUCUCGCCGGCGCUAACCUCAUCGCCGCCGGCGUCCGGAUGGCCAACGACCCAGCAGCUCGCAUGGGCCCCGCUGUCAGCGAUCUAGUGGCGCAGACGGGGCAAGUCCCAUUGAGCCACGUCAGGCCUGUCGGAGACCGCCCGGACCUCGCGAGCGUCGACAAAGAGUCCGGCGCCGGGAUCCCGCUCAUCGACCUCAACAAGCUCGACGGGCCGGAGCGCCGCACGGUGGUGGAGGCCAUCGGCAGGGCUUGCGAGUCCGGCGGCUUCUUCAUGCGAAACAGGGGGAUGACCACUCCGGGGAGCAUGGCGAGGGCCACCGGCCUGACCAUCAUGCUGAUUUCUGCCAGCAUCGGAAUGAACUCCGGCGCCGGCGGCGUCGUAGGCUUAAUCCUCAGCUUCAUGGGCAUUCUCGCCGGCGCUAACCUCAUCGCCGUCGGCGUCCGGAUGGCCAACGACCCAGCAGCUCGCAUGGGCCCCGCGGUCUUCGCCGGUGCAAGUGCUCUUGCAGCGUUCCUGCGCCGCCAUCUCCCUGUCGUGGGGCUCGUAAUUGCUUCCUGCGCCGUCGCCGCGGUCUCCGGCGGCGAUGCAGGCCCGGUGCUCUGCUUCGGCAUGUCUGCUCUGCUCGUGCUCGGGCUCUCCCUGACCACUAUCGGAAUUCUCGGCCAAUAGCUGCUUCAGUUCCUGCCUCCACUGUGCCGUCAGCCGUGUCCGUGUUAAGAAGCAAAGUACUAGUAUCGCUUGUUGUAUCUCUGCACCGUCAGCCGUGUCUGUGCCGUCAGCCGUGUCCGUGUGCUAGCUUGUUUGAGAAAGUCUGCCAUGAUGGCAGAUUCCGAAGGUGUAUUUGAGAUUCUGAAUAAAAAUGAAGUUGUGCUGCUGUAGUUUUCA
Molecule: messenger RNA, 1132 nt
Organism: Panicum virgatum (switchgrass)
Lineage: Eukaryota; Viridiplantae; Streptophyta; Magnoliopsida; Poales; Poaceae
Exons: 3
Coding region: 110-916 (268 amino acids)
Source: RefSeq, a predicted model, not a curated record